ACCGUGGGUCGUUAAUACAUGUACCUAUGUUCUAUUUUGAACUUGAAACGUACGUAUGAACUAAGAUGUGGGUAGCUUUGAACAAGUGUGGAUUUAUACCUCGUGCCUAGUAGCUGCUCAAUCACAUGGACAUUUGCCGGAUUGUAUCUACCUAUUUGCUGCUUGUAUUGAUCAAAAUAUAGCCAAGUAUGAACAGUACCGGUGUUCAGUGCGAAUGGUAAAAUCUGUUGUCUGCUUCGUGUACUUUUGUUAUGUAAUUUUAUACUCUUUCUAAACCCAUAGGUUGGAGGUGAUUAACCUAUAACUCUCGCAUUCUUAUACACGAGAAUAUUUGUACCAGCGUGAGUCUUUGUUUGAGGAUGAAGAUCUACUUCUGCGGGAGUAUCACCUCUGGUCGCCAGGACGUGGACAUAUAUGCGAGACUUAUUGAAGAACUGAGGAAAUAUGGCCGCAUCCUCACGGAACAUGUUGGAAUUAAGGACGCGGCGAAAAUGCCGACGUGGUCAAACAAAGAGGUGUUGCAGAAAUCGCUACAAUGGCUACGAGAGUGUGAUGUGUUGGUUGCCGAGGUUACACAGCCUUCCCUGGGUGUCGGGUACGAGAUAGGGCGAGCGGCAGAGUUAGGCAAGACCAUACUGUGUUUGUACAGGCCCUCGCCGGAUAGAAAGUUAACGGACAUGCUGACAGGUGGCCAUGAUGGAAAGAAAUUCACCGUAAAAUAUUACGAGGAAAAGGAUAUUUCUACUUUCUUCAAGGAUUUCUUUUCUCAGAGUUUAGUCAAAGAAAAUAAUGACGCUAGUUAAUAAAUUGAAACGAUGAGUAGAUAAUUUCUUUUCUUCAAGAAAAGUUUAAGAAAAUAAGGACGCUAGUUAAAAUAUAUAGUGGAAACGAUGUUUUAUAGAAGAAGAGGAUGCGUUUACAGCACAAUUCUGACGUUGGUGUUUGAAUCAGCAACCGUUCAUGCUGUUUCCAAGUCUUCUGUGAUUUCUCAUUUAUUCUGAUAAUUAAUUGAAAGACUUUGGUAAUUUGUGAGUAUUUAAUGAAUGACAACUGUAUAUUGACUAUUAUUCUGUUCCGGAGUUUCUUGUGGAUGCAAUUGAACUGACGUUCCAGUUUCGUGUAGAGACAGUCUGUACUUGUUCACGCAUGAUUUAUCCCAUCUAACAGUUAUACAGUGAUAUAUUAUGCAUAUCACAGAUGAAACAUAUCUUUAUAAUUAUAUAAAUUUCUAAGUUCGUGUUAUGUAGAUAUAAUACGAUCCGUUUAUAUUCCGUAUUUUCAUUUGCGUUUUUAUGAUUGAUAAUGAAAACGAAAAA
Molecule: messenger RNA, 1316 nt
Organism: Mya arenaria
Lineage: Eukaryota; Metazoa; Mollusca; Bivalvia; Myida; Myidae
Product: 2'-deoxynucleoside 5'-phosphate N-hydrolase 1-like
Exons: 5
Coding region: 360-803 (147 amino acids)
Biological process (GO): deoxyribonucleoside monophosphate catabolic process
Cellular component (GO): nucleus
Molecular function (GO): 5-hydroxymethyl-dUMP N-hydrolase activity
Source: RefSeq, a predicted model, not a curated record